AUGGGUGCCAACUCCAGUGAGCGCACGACGCGCAUCCAUCAGCUCGAGCUGCGGCGCCGCGACAACAUCCACAAGACGGAGAGCAUCGGUCGCGAUGAGGAGGCGCGGAGGCUGAAACUCCGCGCCCUGGCGAUGCGAGACGACACCGCGGCGUUGAAGGAGAAGAUUACACAAAAGGACGCCAAGAUCAUGGCGCUGAAGAAGCAGAGCGAUGCGGUUCGCGUGGAGCUCGAUGAUGCCAAGCGAGCUGCGCGAGCGCAGGAGACGCGACUAAAGAAGCAGGACAUUGAGCUGGCCAACCUCCAGGCCGAAGUAAACUCGUUGAAUGGCUCGGUGCAAGACUCUGGCAAGGCCUUGCAGGAGAAAUUCGCGCUCAAGCGAGAACUCGACCGCCUCCGGCCCGAAAUGGAACACUUACAGUCACAGCUCGUCAACUAUCAGGCCAUGGUGGCAGAGAAGAACGACCUGCGGAGGCAACUAGACUCGGUCGAAGUGGAACUCGAGAACGAGAAGCGGUCGCGGCAGAGAGUGCAGUUCAAGGAGGACGAGCCCACCAUCAGCGACCUCAAGGCGCGGCUAGUCAAUGCCGAGAAGAAGCUGGCCGCCGAGGCCAGGGAGCGCGAGAAGGCCAAGAAGGAGCACGACAGGGAGCUCUCCGAGGCGCAGGCCCACAGCGAACGGCUGGAGGAGAGAAUCGAGUCUCUCAAGACAAAGUACAAGACGGCCCACACCGAGCUCAAGGAGACACGAACACAACUCGAACAGUGCCAAGAGGAACUUGAGCAGGCCAAGAAGAAGACUUCUCGCGCACCUAGCGCCAAGGAGGUUGCGAAGAAGAGCGUCGCGAGUGCCGCCAUCGAGUCUGGCCUCAGCCGGAAACGCCGUGCCCAGGAGAUGAGCUUCGAGGAUAUCACCAUCCAGACGCCCGGAAACGAGGACGUGGCCAGCAAGCGGCCCGCCGCCAAGAAGCGUGGUGACAAGGCAGCUCUGGGUGAAAAGUCUACGUUCUCCAUCACGCCCUUCUUGAACCGGACAGGGAAGAGCGUCUCGGAUGAGUCCCUGGAGGCGUCGGCACACGAUGAAUCCGAACUCGGGCCAGACACGACCUUUGCCGACAAGGGCGACAACAGCAAGCAGUCGCUCCCCGUGAUCGAGCCCGAGGCCCCAGAGUCUGCCUCCGAGGCUGAAGAGCCCGCACCCAAGCCAAAGGUCCAGCUCAAGGCCGCAAUAAAGACGGCUGCGUCCAAGGCGGCACCAAAGGAAGCGCCCAAGCCUCGUGGGCGGCCAAAGACGAAGGGCUUGAGUGAGGCGGCGCCCGCCCAGGCGAAUAAGACAAUCGCCAAGGCGGACGUCUCAUCCGCCGAGUCCGCAGGGGACGCCUCCAUGGAGAAGGACAAGUCCACCGAGGCGGCGCCUGUGGUGUCGGUGGCCCUGGAGCAGGAGAACACCACCGCCAAGGCUUCUCGAAAGGCGCCAGCCCUCCAGCCUAAGGCGCCAGAGGGCGACGUCAAGAAGAAGCGGCGGAAGCUCCUCGGCGCCACCAACUCGACUCUGUUCGACGACGAUGACGCCGAGGCGGUCGCCUCCAAGCCGGCCAAGCCCGCCGCGCCGGCCGGCAAGCGCGUGCGGACGCAGCUGGGAGGCGGCGUGAGGAACGCGUUUGCCGGCAGCUCGUUUUCGCCGCUCAAGAGGGACAGGAGGGGUGUUAACGCCAGCUUCCUGGCUUAG
Purpureocillium lilacinum is the source of this 1728-nucleotide messenger RNA. RefSeq lists its product as uncharacterized. NCBI's taxonomy places the organism in Eukaryota, Fungi, Ascomycota, Sordariomycetes, Hypocreales, Ophiocordycipitaceae. The record is from RefSeq and is a predicted model, not a curated record.